Dovyalis caffra is the source of this 771-nucleotide messenger RNA. The record is from the annotation of a GenBank genome assembly. Lineage: Eukaryota; Viridiplantae; Streptophyta; Magnoliopsida; Malpighiales; Salicaceae.
AUGGCAAUUGCAUCGUCAAAAUUCCUACUCUUUUUUAUUCCUCUUUUCGUUCACCUCCUUGUUCUCACUACUGCACAGACAAAUCUGCUGCAGCACUUUUGCAUUGAAAAUCAUGGUAACUUCACUGCUAACAGUGAUUACAAAUCAAACCUCGAUCAACUUCUCUCCUCCUUCUCUUCUGAUACGAAAAUCGAUUAUGGGUUUUACAGUGGCUCCUUGGGCCAAAACAUCGACAAAGCUUAUGCACUUUCGCUUUGCAGAGGAGAUAAAAAGCCUGAAACCUGUCGCAGUUGCAUUCAAAACUCCAGCCAAGUGCUCUCACAACUUUGUCCUAACCAAAAGGAGGCCUACAUUUGGCAUGAUGAUUGCAUGUUAAGGUAUGCAAACCAUUCCAUAUUUGGCAAUAUGGAAUUCGGGCCAUACUUUUGGAUGUACAGCUUGAACAAUGUUACCGAUGAAAAUGAGUUCCAUGAGAUGCUAAAUGUCUUGUUAGGCAGGCUAACAAAUUUAGCAGCAUCAGGUGAUUCGCGAAGAAAAUUCGCAGCAGGAAAUUCCACCACUAAAAGCUCUCGCCAAAUCGUUUAUUCACUUGUUCAGUGCACUCCUGAUUUGUCUGAGCAGCAAUGUAGCAGUUGCCUGAGUCAAGCCAUUGCAUUGAUUCCGACAUGCUGUCAGAGUAGGCAAGGAGGGAGGGUGAUCUCACCUAGCUGUCACUUUCGAUACGAAAAAGACCCUUUCUAUGACCUUGCUGCAACGACGCUUCCACCAUAA